Sycon ciliatum is the source of this 2100-nucleotide messenger RNA. RefSeq names its product arylsulfatase B-like. Bases 98 to 1717 code for a protein of 539 amino acids. The record is from RefSeq and is a predicted model, not a curated record. The transcript has 13 exons. Lineage: Eukaryota; Metazoa; Porifera; Calcarea; Leucosolenida; Sycettidae.
AAUAACACCUCUUUUGUACCUGUCGAUUCCCACGAAACUGAGUAGAAUCCUAGUUGAGUGCGCGUACAAAAGUAGAAGAGAUCAUUCAACGAGCAGCAUGGAAGAGCGCACCGUGACUAGACCACGUCGCAACGUUGCCGCAGCACAGCUAGCGCUUGUUGUAGGGUUGUGCAUCGCUCUUUGCGGGCACUGCGACAGUAGCCUCGCUGCAGCCGGACAGGCUCAACCUCCAAACAUUCUAUUCAUUGUAGCGGAUGAUUUGGGCUGGAAUGAUGUGGGCUGGCAUGGUUCGGAGAUCCACACGCCCAACUUGGAUGCGCUGGCAAUGAGUGGUGUGCGCUUAGACCAUUCCUACGUGCAGCCCAUCUGCUCACCAACUCGUAGCUCCAUCAUGUCAGGCAAGUUUGUCAGUCACACUGGAAUACAGAGUCUUAUUCUGUCACCGAAGCCAUGCGGCCUACCCACAAACAUAACAACAAUAGCACAGCAGCUGAAGCAACGUGGCUAUGCCACCCACGCCGUGGGAAAGUGGCACCAGGGCUAUUGCAAGCCAGCGUACACACCCUCCCACCGUGGCUUUGACACAUUCUUUGGCUACUAUUCUGGUGCCGAGGAGUACUUCAGUCACUAUAGGAAAGACCAUGCAGGGAAGUUGACCUGGAAUGCUCUGGAUUUCCACUUUGACACUCCGGAGAACUACACUAAUGUGCGCAACAUGAACGGCACAUACUCCGCAAAUGCAUUCACGGACCAAGCCAUCAAGGUCAUGGAUGAACAUGACAAGACUAAGCCACUCUACAUCUAUCUACCCUUUCAGUCUGUUCACUCUCCAAUGGAGGUUCCACCCCAGUACCCCGCUAAAUAUCCCAAGAUCAACGACCAGAAUCGCAAAACAUUCGCUGGCAUGGUGUCAGCUUUGGACGAGGCAGUUGGCAAUGUGACGUCGGCGUGGAAACGCAACGGUCUCUAUAACAACUCAGUUAUUGUGUUCACCACUGAUAACGGUGGUCUUGUGCGGUCCGGGGGUAACAACUAUCCACUGCGUGGACAGAAGUUCACAUUGUGGGAAGGUGGCACGCGAGGUGUUGCCUUUGUCUCCGGUCCACUGCUAAACAAGACUGGGUACAUAUAUCCUGGGUUGGUGCAUGCAGUCGACUGGUAUCCUACGCUUGUGGAGCUCGCUGGUGGAGAUGUCAGCAGUCUGGACGUGGACGGAUAUCCGAUGUGGUCGCACUUCUCCAACAACCAAACAUCUCCGCGCACCCGCUUCCCCUACAUCAUCCACAACGAAACACAGACGUUUGUGAUACGUGUUGGCAACUGGAAGCUGAUGUUGGGCGUGAAGAAUACCUCUCAAGGAGGAUGGUUUCCGCCACCUGGUACUCCAAGUGUGGAUAGUUCAGUUGAGCAACUGCGUGAGCACAGCAUCAAUCACCUGCACCCAGAGGAGGGUGACUACAAAUAUGACCAGGAGCAAUAUAGUGAUGCAGUACAAGGGAAACCCAAACCAGAAUUACUCUACUUGUUCAAUUUGGAAGAUGACCCGACCGAGCACACUGAUCUGUCGCAGAGCAAUCCACAGCAGGUGUCAGUGAUGAUGGGACAUCUCAAGGAGAUGCUGCAGCCAUACGCACCAGACCUAUGCAUACACGUGAAGGGCUCACCCAAAUCCGACCCGAUCAACUUUGACAAUGCCUAUUCGACUGGGUGGUGCUGAGCUAUACAGCUUGGACUUUGAGUUUCGCUUGCCCACGCACUGCACUGCACCGCACCGCACCCCACCGCACCGCACCCCACCGCACCGCACCCCACCCCACCCCACCGCACCGCACUGCACUGCCGCUUGCAACUCAGUUCAGGUGGUGAUGUGCAUAUGCCUAGGCUAGAGUAAUGCUUUCGGAAAAGACACCAUAAAUAAUACAAUUUUAUUAGCUCUAUUCUUGAAAGUAUGUGUUGCUCCCGACACGGGAGCUCACUGACCCCUUCCGUCCUACUCCCGUGUGGGAAGCAACAUACACAGUGACUCUUCCUCUCUUAGCGCCAGGGAGUAGUAAAAUACCUAUCCCCUGAGUAUUGCCAACAUCGCUAGAUUCGCUACCA